AAUACUGGAUGGACCAAAGUAUCGAAGUUGAACUUGAAGCGCUCCACGAUCACUGAUCUGUACUUGUAAUGGACGGCUCUUUUCGUAACAGUUCUCGAGAUACCUUGUAGAUGGCGCAGGUAUUCACUGUGGAAGGUUGAACUUACCGACUACCCACAGAUGGAAUUGUAUGUCAAGAGUAAACACUACGUAAAUGUUACUAUCAACAGUUGAGCCCGUGCGCCGCCUUGCAUGGGACCUCCCUAUUCCCAAUGCAGGGUAGAAAAUGAUGUACGAACUGUGUAUCCAUGGAUUUGCAUUGUGUGGUGUGGCUGAAAUGUUCGAUUUAGAAGUUUUCUGUGGAUUCUCAAAGUGAAAAACGAAACAUUAAAAAUGGCAUCAUCACUUAAACGUUCGUGGAGACUUCAAGAUUUCGUAGCCCACAGUUCAAACGUGAACUGUGUGGCCCUUGGCCAUAAAAGUGGGAGAGUUCUGGUGACAGGUGGUGAUGACAAAAAAGUGAAUUUAUGGGCUGUUGGGAAAGUAAAUUGUAUUAUGAGUUUGAGUGGUCACACUACACCUGUAGAAUGUGUGCAAUUUGGUUACACUGAAGAGUUUUUAUGUGCUGGAUCUCAAGCUGGUGCUUUAAAAAUAUGGGAUUUGGAAGCUGCCAAAAUAGUGCGAACUUUAACAGGUCACAAGGGAAGCAUUCGUUGCAUUGAUUUUCAUCCGUACGGGGAUUUUCUCACUUCUGGUUCUUUGGAUACUGCAGUAAAGGUAGAUGUCGAGUAUCUCAAAGGAUCGAAUGUGGACUUCAGCCAUAAGAUGGCAGUGAACAGUGUAAAGUUCAGCCCAGAUGGUCAGUGGAUUGCUUCUGGUGGUGAGGAAGGGCUUAUAAAGCUUUGGGAUCUACGUGCUGGGCGACUUCUGAAAGAAUUCUCGGAACACACUGGAGCUGUCACUACAGUGAAGUUCCACCCUAAUGAAUUUCUCCUGGCCUCAGCUAGUGCAGAUCGAUCUGUAAAUUUCUGGGAUCUUGAGAAUUUCUCACUUGUUUCCACUUCAGAGAAGGAUGUGGGUACUAUUCGUUGCAUCACUUACAGCCCAGAUGGAGAGUGCCUGUUCUCUGGGUCGCAGGAUUUGCUGAAAGUUCAUGGAUGGGAGCCGGCUCGCACUUUUGACACACUCCCUAUGUCGUGGGGUAAAGUGCAAGAUGUAGCGUGUGCUCACAAGCAGUUGAUUGGGGCUUCCUGUCACAUAACAAACGUGGCUCUGCAUGUAGUCGACCUAAGCAAAGUGCAGCCAUUUGGUGGAGCACCAACCCCAUCACCCUUCCUUUCUGGACAGAGCAUACGCAAAAGCUUCAGCAGAGACAAGCCAUUCAAUGUGGCCAAAGCCACAUUGGAUGUGAAGACAAUUGAAGAAGCUGAUAGAUCAGGCACUGAUCCAGAAGAUGAACCUCAGUCAUUCAGCACUGAUAUUCCAAAUGUUGGAGACUACCAAGCAAUUUUUCAACCAAAUCGAAAACGUAAGCCAUUCUUAUGUUCUAGUCUAUUAAGAUAA
Messenger RNA from Gryllus bimaculatus (two-spotted cricket), 1542 nucleotides. Lineage: Eukaryota; Metazoa; Arthropoda; Insecta; Orthoptera; Gryllidae. The record is from the annotation of a GenBank genome assembly.